Molecule: messenger RNA, 1326 nt
Organism: Erinaceus europaeus (western European hedgehog)
Lineage: Eukaryota; Metazoa; Chordata; Mammalia; Eulipotyphla; Erinaceidae
Gene: TRIML2
Product: tripartite motif family like 2
Exons: 7
Coding region: 1-1326 (441 amino acids)
Molecular function (GO): zinc ion binding; protein binding
Source: RefSeq, a predicted model, not a curated record
AUGCCCAAAAAACUCAGAACCCAGUUAAAGCAAGAACUUUCUGAAGAUGCCAUUUGUGAGAAACACCUGGAAACUAUGCAACUAUUUUGUGCUGAUGACCAAGUCACACUUUGUGAGAAAUGCUUCAUUUCCCAGGAGCACAAGCAUCACACAGUGUACACAAUCCAAGAGGCUGCUAAGUAUUACAGGAGGUCAUUCCAGAAGAAAUUGAACAAAGUGGAGGAGAAACUAGAAGUGGUUAAAAACAUAUUGACUGGUGAGAAAGAAAGAAUGAUAAUGAUUCAGGAAGAAGAGCAGAAUUUUGAAGAGAUGAUUGAAUCUGAAAAUAAGAUGGUGUUCCAGUUGACUUUUGAAAUAUAUCAGAUGAACUUCCUGAACCAGCAAAGCAAUCAAACCUUGGGUGAAUCCUGUACAUAUCCCCUAACACUGUUUGACAAAGAAUUAGAGAAGUCCCAGGAGAUACUACAGAAGCUACACAACUGGGCUAAAGAGAACAUGGAUAAACUGGAAAAGAAUGAAGUCAGACUUUCAAAACAGCUCCACAGACUCCAACAGAUCAGAGCAGAGCUAAAGAAGAAGUGUGGGGAGCCCUCUGUAGUGAUGCUCCAGAAUGCAAGACAUUUCUUGGAAAGGGGUGAAUCACUAGUGUAUCAGUCUGUAGACUUCAAGUGUACCACAGACCUGAAUUUCAUCCAAAUAACAGGACUAAGCAAGUUGCUAAAAGAAUUUCAAAGACCAAUAACUUUAGAUCCUAAAACAGCUCAUCACUAUCUGACCUUAUCUAAAGAUCUGAAAAGUGUGAAGCUCCGAAAUGUUCAACAGGAUGGCCCUGAUAAUUCAAGAAGAUUAGACUUCAGUUGCACUGUACUGGGAAUGGAGAGAUUUACCUCGGGGAAGCACUACUGGGAGGUAGACGUGGAGAAAGCAACCAAGUGGCAGUUGGGUUUAUAUGAAGAACCUCCUCAUAGCAGCAGCGAGGAUGACACACACAAAGCUUCAGGAAAGAAAUUCUUGCUCACAAGAUCGAUGUUUGGAAUCAGUUGCACCUUUUGGGUCUUUCCUCCUUUAAAAAAGGUCUCACUGACAGGGCAAAUGAACAAAAUUGGAAUUUUCCUAUAUUAUGAAAGUGGGUAUAUAUCAUUCUAUGAUGCAACUCACGGAUGCUUCAUUUAUGCUUUUUCUAAUCUGACCUUCCAUGGAGCUAUUCGGCCUUUCUUUUCUCUCUGUAUUUCAAAUGGAGACACAGGUUCAGACUCUCUCGGUAUCUGUUUCUCUCAAGAUUCUGCUUGUAAUGUUGCUGUCAACCCUCCAUCAUCCUUGGUGUAA